UUUGAAUUUACAUCUCUUCAAGACACAAGAUUAAAACAAAAUUUACGCUAAAUUGGAUUUUAAAUUAUCUUCUGUUCAUUUAUCCUUCGUCUUUCUUAUGUGGAUAUGCAAGCGAGAAGAAGGGACUGGACAUUCCCAACAUGCUCACUCCCUUAAUCUGUCCGUCUAGAGGUUUGGCUUCUACAAACCAAGGGAGUCGACGAGUUGAAGAUGAAGCCCAGAGCAGAGUGCUGUUCUCCCAAGUUCUGGUUGGUGUUGGCUGUCCUGGCCGUGUCAGGCAGCAGAGCUCGUUCUCAGAAGAGCCCCCCCAGCAUUGGCAUUGCUGUCAUCCUCGUGGGCACUUCCGACGAGGUGGCCAUCAAGGAUGCCCACGAGAAAGAUGAUUUCCACCAUCUCUCCGUGGUGCCCCGGGUGGAGCUGGUAGCCAUGAAUGAGACCGACCCAAAGAGCAUCAUCACCCGCAUUUGUGAUCUCAUGUCUGACAGGAAGAUCCAGGGGGUGGUGUUUGCUGAUGACACAGACCAGGAAGCCAUCGCCCAGAUCCUCGAUUUCAUUUCAGCACAGACUCUCACCCCCAUCCUGGGCAUCCACGGAGGCUCCUCUAUGAUAAUGGCAGACAAGGAUGAAUCCUCCAUGUUCUUCCAGUUUGGCCCAUCUAUUGAACAGCAAGCUUCCGUAAUGCUCAACAUCAUGGAAGAAUAUGACUGGUACAUCUUUUCUAUUGUCACCACCUAUUUCCCUGGCUACCAGGACUUUGUAAACAAGAUCCGCAGCACCAUUGAGAAUAGCUUUGUGGGCUGGGAGCUAGAGGAAGUCCUCCUACUGGACAUGUCCCUGGAUGAUGGAGAUUCUAAGAUCCAGAAUCAGCUCAAGAAACUUCAAAGCCCCAUCAUUCUUCUUUACUGUACCAAGGAAGAAGCCACCUACAUCUUUGAAGUGGCUAACUCAGUAGGGCUAACUGGCUACGGCUACACAUGGAUCGUUCCCAGUCUGGUGGCAGGGGAUACGGACACAGUGCCUGCGGAGUUCCCCACUGGGCUCAUCUCUGUAUCAUAUGAUGAAUGGGACUAUGGCCUCCCCGCCAGAGUGAGAGAUGGAAUUGCCAUAAUCACCACUGCUGCUUCUGACAUGCUGUCCGAGCACAGCUUCAUCCCUGAGCCCAAAAGCAGUUGUUACAACACCCAUGAGAAGAGAAUCUACCAGUCCAAUAUGCUAAAUAGGUAUCUUAUCAACGUCACUUUUGAGGGGAGGAAUCUGUCCUUCAGUGAAGAUGGUUACCAGAUGCACCCGAAACUGGUGAUAAUUCUUCUGAACAAGGAGAGGAAGUGGGAGAGGGUGGGGAAGUGGAAAGACAAGUCCCUGCAGAUGAAGUACUAUGUGUGGCCCCGAAUGUGUCCUGAGACUGAAGAGCAGGAGGAUGACCACCUAAGCAUUGUGACCCUGGAGGAGGCACCGUUUGUCAUUGUGGAAAGUGUGGAUCCUCUCAGUGGAACCUGCAUGAGGAACACGGUCCCCUGCCAAAAACGCAUAAUCACUGAGAAUAAAACAGAUGAGGAGCCGGGUUACAUCAAAAAAUGCUGCAAGGGGUUCUGUAUCGACAUCCUUAAGAAAAUUUCUAAAUCUGUGAAGUUCACCUAUGACCUUUACCUGGUUACCAAUGGCAAGCAUGGGAAGAAAAUCAAUGGAACCUGGAAUGGUAUGAUUGGAGAGGUGGUCAUGAAGAGGGCCUACAUGGCGGUGGGCUCGCUCACCAUCAAUGAGGAACGCUCGGAGGUGGUCGACUUCUCUGUGCCCUUCAUAGAGACGGGCAUCAGUGUCAUGGUGUCACGCAGCAAUGGGACUGUCUCACCUUCUGCCUUCUUAGAGCCAUUCAGCGCUGACGUAUGGGUGAUGAUGUUUGUGAUGCUGCUCAUCGUCUCCGCCGUGGCUGUCUUUGUCUUUGAGUACUUCAGCCCUGUAGGUUAUAACAGGUGCCUCGCUGAUGGCAGAGAGCCUGGUGGCCCCUCUUUCACCAUCGGCAAAGCUAUUUGGUUGCUCUGGGGUCUGGUGUUUAACAACUCCGUACCUGUGCAAAACCCGAAGGGGACCACCUCCAAGAUCAUGGUGUCAGUGUGGGCCUUCUUUGCUGUCAUCUUCCUGGCCAGCUACACUGCCAACUUAGCUGCCUUCAUGAUCCAAGAGGAGUAUGUGGACCAGGUUUCUGGCCUGAGCGACAAAAAGUUUCAGAGACCUAAUGACUUCUCACCCCCUUUCCGCUUUGGGACGGUGCCCAACGGCAGCACAGAGAGAAAUAUUCGCAAUAACUAUGCAGAAAUGCAUGCCUACAUGGGAAAGUUCAACCAGAGGGGUGUAGAUGAUGCAUUGCUCUCCCUGAAAACAGGGAAACUGGAUGCCUUCAUCUAUGAUGCAGCAGUGCUGAACUACAUGGCAGGCAGAGAUGAAGGCUGCAAGCUGGUGACCAUUGGCAGUGGGAAGGUCUUUGCUUCCACUGGCUAUGGCAUUGCCAUCCAAAAAGAUUCUGGGUGGAAGCGCCAGGUGGACCUUGCUAUCCUGCAGCUCUUUGGUGAUGGGGAAAUGGAAGAACUGGAAGCUCUCUGGCUCACUGGCAUUUGUCACAAUGAGAAGAACGAGGUCAUGAGCAGCCAGCUGGACAUUGACAACAUGGCUGGGGUCUUCUACAUGUUGGGCGCGGCCAUGGCUCUCAGCCUUAUCACCUUCAUCUGUGAACACCUUUUCUAUUGGCAGUUCCGGCAUUGCUUUAUGGGUGUCUGUUCUGGCACGCCUGGCAUGGUCUUCUCCAUCAGCAGAGGUAUCUACAGCUGCAUCCAUGGGGUGGCCAUAGAGGAGCGCCAAUCUGUAAUGAACUCCCCCACCGCAACCAUGAACAACACACACUCCAACAUCCUGCGCCUGCUGCGGACGGCCAAGAACAUGGCUAACCUCUCUGGCGUGAACGGCUCCCCACAGAGUGCCCUGGACUUCAUCCGACGGGAGUCGUCCGUCUAUGACAUCUCAGAGCACCGCCGUAGCUUCACGCAUUCCGACUGCAAAUCCUACAACAACCCGCCCUGCGAGGAGAACCUCUUCAGUGACUACAUCAGUGAGGUGGAGAGAACGUUCGGGAACCUGCAGCUGAAGGACAGCAAUGUGUACCAAGAUCACUACCACCAUCACCACCGGCCCCAUAGCAUUGGCAGCGCCAGCUCCAUCGACGGGCUCUACGACUGUGACAACCCACCCUUCAGCACCCAGUCCAGGUCCAUCAGCAAGAAGCCCCUGGACAUCGGCCUCCCCUCCUCCAAGCACAGCCAGCUCAGUGACCUGUACGGCAAAUUCUCCUUCAAGAGCGACCGCUACAGUGGCCACGACGACUUGAUCCGCUCCGACGUCUCUGAUAUCUCAACCCACACCGUCACCUACGGGAACAUCGAGGGCAAUGCCGCCAAGAGGCGUAAGCAGCAAUAUAAGGACAGCCUGAAGAAGCGGCCGGCCUCGGCCAAGUCCCGCAGGGAGUUUGACGAGAUCGAGCUGGCCUACCGUCGCCGACCACCCCGCUCCCCUGACCACAAGCGCUACUUCAGGGACAAGGAAGGGCUACGGGACUUCUACCUGGACCAGUUCCGAACAAAGGAGAACUCGCCCCACUGGGAGCACGUGGACCUGACCGACAUCUACAAGGAGCGGAGUGAUGACUUUAAGCGCGACUCGGUCAGCGGAGGAGGGCCCUGUACCAACAGGUCCCACAUCAAGCACGGGACGGGCGACAAGCAUGGCGUGGUCAGCGGGGUACCUGCACCUUGGGAGAAGAACCUGACCAACGUGGAGUGGGAGGACCGGUCCGGGGGCAACUUCUGCCGCAGCUGCCCCUCCAAGCUGCACAACUACUCCACGGCGGUGACGGGUCAGAACUCGGGCAGGCAGGCGUGCAUCCGGUGUGAGGCUUGCAAGAAAGCAGGUAACCUGUAUGACAUCAGCGAGGACAACUCCCUGCAGGAACUGGACCAGCCGGCUGCCCCGGUGGCGGUGACAUCAAACGCCUCCACCACCAAGUACCCUCAGAGCCCAACUAAUUCCAAGGCCCAGAAGAAGAACCGGAACAAGCUGCGCCGGCAGCACUCCUACGACACCUUCGUGGACCUGCAGAAGGAAGAAGCCGCCCUGGCCCCGCGCAGCGUGAGCCUGAAAGACAAGGGCCGAUUCAUGGAUGGGAGCCCCUACGCCCACAUGUUUGAGAUGUCAGCUGGCGAGAGCACCUUUGCCAACAACAAGUCCUCAGUGCCCACUGCCGGACACCACCACCACAACAACCCCGGCGGCGGCUACAUGCUCAGCAAGUCGCUCUACCCUGACCGGGUCACGCAAAACCCUUUCAUCCCCACUUUUGGGGACGACCAGUGCUUGCUCCAUGGCAGCAAAUCCUACUUCUUCAGGCAGCCGGUGGCGGGGGCGUCGAAAGCCAGGCCGGACUUCCGGGCCCUUGUCACCAACAAGCCGGUGGUCUCGGCCCUUCAUGGGGCCGUGCCAGCCCGUUUCCAGAAGGACAUCUGUAUAGGGAACCAGUCCAACCCCUGUGUGCCUAACAACAAAAACCCCAGGGCUUUCAAUGGCUCCAGCAAUGGGCAUGUUUAUGAGAAACUUUCUAGUAUUGAGUCUGAUGUCUGAGUGAGGGAACAGAGAGGUUAAGGUGGGUACGGGAGGGUAAGGCUGUGGGUCGUGUGAUGCGCAUGUCACGGAGGGUGACGGGGGUGAACUUGGUUCCCAUUUGCUCCUUUCUUGUUGUUUUAAUUUAUUUAUGGGAUCCUGGAGUUCUGGUUCCUACUGAGGGCAACCCCGGUGACCAGCACCAUCUCUCCUUUUCACAGUUCUCUCCUUCUUCCCUGCCCCCGCUCUGUCAGCCAUUCCUGUUCCCAUGAGAUGCCGCCAUGGGCCCUCUCAGUAGGGGAGGGUGGAGCGGAGAAAGGAAGGGCUGCAUGCGAGCUUCCUCCGGCUGUAGAAGAGCUCCUCGCCAUCCUCUUUGAGUGAAGCUGGUAGAACCAAAAAGAGGCCAUGUGAGCACAAAGGUAGCUUUUCCCAAACUCAUCUUUUUGUUUAGGUGAGGAAGCAAAAGCAUCUACGUGAGACCAUUUAGCACACUGCUUGUGAAAGGAAAGAGGCUCUGGCGAAAUUCUUGCUGCUAAGAUGACAUCUGUCUAGGAAUCAUGUGCCAAGCAGAGGUUGGGAAGCCAUGUGUGUUUAUAUAUAAGCCAAAAAAUGCUUGCUUCAACCCCAUGAGACUCGAUAGUAGUGGUGAACAGGAACAAGAGGUCAUUGGUUGGGAGUGGAUUCUUGAACAAAUGGGAAAGUAUAUUAUGACAAUGUCCCAUGGUGCCCUUGAGGCAAGAGCAGCUGGCUUGUGCAUGCAUGUGUGUUCAUGCACACUUGCACCCACAUGUAGUCAGGUGCCUCUGGAAAAGGCAACCUGGAUUCUUUGUUUUUUUCAAUAUCCCCAAGCAGAGUGACUGUUUGGCUUAUAUACAGACAGAAAUGGCCACGUGUCUCCUGAAUCUUGGCUGUGUCUCCCUUCAUCCUUCCUGAAUAAGGAGAAUGAAAAUUAUUGAUAAAGAAGAUUCUGUGGUCUAGAUUAAAAAAAAAAAAAAAAAA
Molecule: messenger RNA, 5640 nt
Organism: Saimiri boliviensis boliviensis (Bolivian squirrel monkey)
Lineage: Eukaryota; Metazoa; Chordata; Mammalia; Primates; Cebidae
Gene: GRIN2B
Product: glutamate ionotropic receptor NMDA type subunit 2B
Biological process (GO): monoatomic ion transport
Cellular component (GO): membrane
Molecular function (GO): signaling receptor activity; ligand-gated monoatomic ion channel activity
Source: RefSeq, a predicted model, not a curated record